Sciurus carolinensis (gray squirrel) is the source of this 12462-nucleotide messenger RNA. RefSeq names its product dynein axonemal heavy chain 7 (gene Dnah7). Gene Ontology annotation, molecular function: ATP hydrolysis activity; dynein light intermediate chain binding; dynein intermediate chain binding. The record is from RefSeq and is a predicted model, not a curated record. Gene Ontology annotation, biological process: microtubule-based movement. NCBI's taxonomy places the organism in Eukaryota, Metazoa, Chordata, Mammalia, Rodentia, Sciuridae. Gene Ontology annotation, cellular component: dynein complex.
GCUAGGCAACGAACGCUGCCGGGACGCUAGACUGCUUCGGCGCCAAGGGAGCCGAGGUUGAGCGAGCAGAGGCUGCGCACCGCACCCGGACGCCGCAUCCCUGAUCGGAGGGCUUCCGAGGGUUCCGGGCAGGAGCGACCCGGGAGCCGCUCGGUCGUUCAGCGUGUCCUCGCCGCCAUGAGUGGCGAGCAGGAUAAACCAACUGGCAAAGAAAAAUCCAAGGUACCAGUAAGAUUUCUACCACAGUUGCCUAUGGAAAAGUCAUCUACCAAAGAUAAAGCAAAAUCAAAGACAGCAGCAAGAGUUUUACCACAGUUGUCUAUGGUGAGUACAAAGCCCCAGUGGCAGCAGGCAGCCCCUUCAUUCCAUUUGAAUAUAAAGCAAGACAAUGAGAUUCCAGAAACUUUUAGUGUUAAAAAUGAACAGUCAUAUGCUGAAUACAUGGAACGCUUUGGGAAAAAAGGCAAGAUCCUCAGCCAGAUUGAUGAUGGCUCUGCUGGACCAUCUACUUCCAAAUUAAAGGGCAAGUCUCCACAAAAAGAAAGAGAAAACUUCAGAAGUACUCUUGUUAAUGUCAUUAUGCAACAAGAUGAUGUUUUAGACUCAGCUACCCCUGAUGAACUCACAGUUCCAAAAGCUACCACUUCUGCAAUAGAAAAAGACAUCUUGAGAUAUUACUAUUAUAUUCACCAUGGAAUUGAUACGGACCAUGUAGCACCAAUGGAAGAUUCUUGGCUAGAACAUGUAUUGAAUCUAGUCCCACAACAUCUGAAAGUUCUCACUGACAGCAUAGUUGUAUUAUCAGAUGAAAUGAGAGAAGAUUAUCUUCUUAGUGUAAAGAAAUCCAUAGUUGAUUUUGUUUUAAAAGACCCUAGAGAAAAAGAAGAUGAUAAAAAGAUAAUUGAACUUCCACCCCAUCGUGCUGAAAUGGAAGUUCUGCCAAAACCUUGGAGGAAAUCUUUUUUAGCUGCGUGUAGUUAUAUUAGGGAUCACUUGAAUGCAAUGAAUCCCACAAUGCUGGCUGUGCUAGAUUUGUGGCACAGUACUUUUAAAAAAUUACGUUUGGUUGAUAUAGAAGAAUUUCACAAUCGCCAGGAUGCCUUGGAACUCUCAAGUUUUCAGAGUAUUGCCAUGAAACACAUGGAAUCUGCCAAAGAGACUUUGUUUAAAAUGUGGUUUCCAGAAGUACAGAAUAUUUAUUACCAAGGUAAUAAAAAAAAGCAAUUGCCAACCAGUGACAACAGUGCCAAAUUGGAAUCUUUUUUCAACUGUGCUGCUACACUUAUGACUUUACAGCUGCAGGACCUCACUUUAGCCUCCAUGCAGGAUUUCACAGACUUAAUUGCACAACCCCCUGAUUCUGUUAGAGCUUUUGAACAUCCAGGUUUCAUCAUGAGACUGAUUCUUGAGCAUGAUGCCAUUACGUUUGAACCGGACUUUAAUGACUAUAUAGAUAUCUUUGUAAAUAUUUAUGCUAUCAUGAUUAAGGCUGUCAGUUCUGUGCCAAGAGUUGAGACAAAAUUGUAUUCUAAGUGGGAAAGUAAGUCUAAGCCAACAACCUUGAAGCCUAUAAUUCUGGAUGAAAUUGUAGAAGCUCACAAAGCAAAGAUUAAGGAGGUGAUUAUUAAAGAGAGUUUGGCACCUAUGGAGCACCUCAGACUCUAUGACAAGUAUGACUUUUUAAUUACCAGAAAAGCUGAGCAAGAUGCUGAUGCAUUCCUUGCAGAAAAUCAUCAUUAUGAGACAAUAAUAGAAGAAAUUCGCAAAUACCAAAAACUAAUUGAUGAAAUACAGUACACAUCUAGAAAGAGUGUUCGCUUGGGAAUGUUUGAAAUACACUGUGAAGAAUUAAUCAGAGCCUUGGUGAAGCGAGCAGAUAUUAUUUGUGGGAAACUUAUAGCAAAAAUGUUCAAAGAUCAUCAGGAAGUAAAUACAAGAUUAUGUGAAGAAUUUGAGGGAAUAGCUGAAAAAGCUCUUAGCACUCCUCCAAAUACAGCAGAACUAAUGGAAAUGAAGGCUUACAUUCAGAAAGUGGAGGCAGUCGAAAUGAUUGAUUUGGGACAGAGAUUAGUGGAUUCUAAAAACUGCCUUGCCUUCCUCAUUGAGUGUGCCAACUUUUCUCCUGCAGACAUUAGGUUAAAUAAUAAUGUUUUCCAGUGGUAUGGAAGAAUGGGAGAUUUUGAAGAACACAGAAAAAUCAUUAAAGAGAAAACAGAACAAUAUCAAGAAGGCCUUAAGUUGCGGUGUGAACGGUUUGUGGAGGAAUUGGAGAGUUAUGCCAAACAGGCAGAAGAAUUCUAUUCGUUUGGAGAUCUUCAGGAUGUACAAAGAUACCUGAAAAAGGCUCAGACACUGAAUGCCAAAUUGGAUUUAGCAGCAGACAAGAUUGAGCAAUUUAAUGCUGAAGAGGAGGCAUUUGGCUGGUUACCAUCAAUAUAUCCUCAACGUAAAAAAAUUCAAGAUGGCUUGAAUCCUUAUCUUCGUCUUUAUGAAACUGCUGUUGAAUUUACCAACAAACAUAGAGCAUGGACAGAAGGACCAUAUCACAAGGUGAAUCCAGAUCAAGUAGAAACAGAUGUUGGAAAUUACUGGAGAGGACUUUAUAAGCUGGAGAAGACCUUCCAUGAUUCUCCAAAUGCUUUGGCAAUGACAAAAAAAGUAAGAGCAAGGGUGGAAGAGUUCAAACAGUUCAUUCCUCUCAUUCAAGUGGUCUGUAAUCCUGGUUUGCGCCCCAGGCACUGGGAAGCCAUGUCCGCAAUUGUUGGCUACCCGCUACAGCCAGCAGAUGACUCCACCGUCUUCUCCUUUAUAGACAUGAAUCUGGAACCAUAUUUAGACAGAUUUGAAAGUAUUAGUGAAUCAGCUAGCAAAGAAUAUUCUCUUGAAAAGGGCAUGGAGAAGAUGAUGAAUGAAUGGGAUACAAUGGAAUUUGUCAUUCAUCCUUACAGAGAAAGUGGAACAUAUAUUUUGUCUUCAGUUGAUGAAAUUCAAAUGCUGUUGGAUGACCAUAUAGUUAAAACACAAACUAUGCGGGGCUCUCCUUUCAUUAAACCUUAUGAAAAACAAAUGAGAGAAUGGGAGGGCAAGCUCCUGCUGCUUCAGGAGAUUCUGGAUGAGUGGCUCAAGGUCCAAGCCACUUGGCUUUAUCUGGAGCCCAUUUUCAGUUCUCCGGACAUUAUGUCUCAAAUGCCUGAGGAAGGCAGACGAUUUACAACUGUGGAUAAAACAUGGAGAGAUAUAAUGAAAAGUGUCAUACAGGAUAAACAUGUUCUGUCAGUUGUAACUAUUGAGAGAAUGCUGGAAAGACUGAAAAAAUCUAAUGAACUUUUGGAACUCAUUCUUAAAGGACUUAAUGAAUAUUUGGAAAAGAAACGUCUCUUCUUCCCCAGAUUCUUUUUCUUGUCAAAUGAUGAACUUCUUGAGAUACUAUCUGAGACUAAAGAUCCCACUAGGGUGCAACCUCAUUUGAAGAAAUGCUUUGAAGGAAUUGCAAGGGUAGAAUUUACAGAAACUUUAGAUAUUACUCAUAUGAAGAGUAGUGAAGGAGAAGUUGUGGCACUCACAGAGAUCAUUUCAACAUCCAAAGCCAGAGGUCAAGUGGAGAAGUGGUUGGUUGAGUUAGAGAGAAUUAUGAUUAAAUCCAUCCACAAGGUAAUUGGAGAUGCAAUUUUGGCCUAUACAAAAAAUGAACGAAUUAACUGGGUAAGAGAAUGGCCUGGACAGACUGUUCUCUGUGUAUCCCAAAACUUUUGGACAAAAGAAGUACAAACAGCUAUUCCAAUGGGGCUAGAGGCUCUUAAGGAAUAUUUGGAAAAAUGUAAUAGACAAAUUGAUGAUAUUGUCACUUUGGUCCGUGGCAAAUUGUCUAAGCAGAAUCGUGUUACUCUGGGAGCCCUCGUCGUACUGGAUGUCCAUGCUAGAGAUGUCCUUGCAGCACUUGUGAAAAAAAAUGUUACUGAUGACAAUGACUUUGAAUGGUUAAGUCAGCUGCGGUACUACUGGCAAGAAAAUCACUUAGAAACAAAAAUGAUCAACGCUGGUUUGCGAUAUGGGUAUGAAUACCUGGGUAAUUCCCCUAGGCUGGUUAUUACUCCACUCACAGAUCGAUGUUACAGAACCUUAUUUGGAGCCCUUCACCUGCAUCUGGGAGGAGCACCUGAGGGUCCAGCUGGCACUGGAAAGACAGAAACUACUAAGGAUUUAGCAAAAGCUGUAGCCAAACAAUGUGUCGUUUUCAACUGCUCUGAUGGGUUGGAUUAUUUGGCCCUAGGAAAAUUCUUUAAGGGACUGUUAUCUUGUGGAGCCUGGGCUUGCUUUGAUGAGUUUAACAGAAUUGAUUUGGAAGUGCUUUCUGUGGUUGCUCAACAAAUCCUUACUAUCCAAAGAGGUAUUAAUGCAGGUGCUGAAAUACUAGUGUUUGAAGGAACUGAACUAAAACUUGACCCCACAUGUGCUGUCUUUAUAACAAUGAACCCUGGAUAUGCUGGGCGAUCAGAACUACCAGAUAAUCUGAAGGCUCUCUUUCGGACAGUAGCAAUGAUGGUCCCUGACUAUGCCAUGAUUGCUGAAAUAGUCCUGUACUCCUGUGGGUUUGUCACUGCUCGGCCACUGUCAAUAAAAAUUGUGGCCACAUAUCGCUUGUGUUCAGAGCAGUUGUCAUCUCAACAUCACUAUGAUUACGGAAUGCGGGCCGUGAAGUCAGUGCUGACAGCUGCUGGGAAUCUAAAGCUGAAAUAUCCAAAUGAAAAUGAAGAAAUUUUGCUGUUUAGAUCUAUCAUUGAUGUAAAUCUGCCAAAAUUUCUGUCCCAUGAUUUACCACUCUUUGAGGGAAUUACUUCAGAUUUGUUUCCUGGGGUGAAAUUACCAAAACCAGAUUACAAUGAUUUGCUGGCAGCUAUUAAAGACAAUUGUGCCUCCAUGAAUUUACAAAUGACUGACUUCUUUUCUGGGAAGAUUCUUCAAAUAUAUGAAAUGAUGAUUGUACGUCAUGGUUUUAUGAUUGUUGGAGAACCAUUUGGAGGAAAAACCAGUGCAUACCGUGUCUUAGCCGGGGCACUGAAUGACAUAUGUGAGAAGGGGCUAAUGGAAGAAAACAAGGUUCAAAUAACUGUCUUAAAUCCUAAAUCUAUCACCAUGGGUCAGCUGUACGGACAGUUUGAUUUAGUGUCCCAUGAGUGGUCUGACGGAAUCCUCGCUGUCAGUUUUAGAGCAUUUGCUUCGGCAAUGACUCCAGAUAGAAAAUGGUUAAUUUUUGAUGGACCAGUAGAUGCAGUAUGGAUUGAGAAUAUGAAUACUGUGCUGGAUGACAACAAAAAGUUAUGUCUGAUGAGUGGGGAGAUUAUUCAAAUGUCACCACAAAUGAAUCUUAUUUUUGAACCCAUGGAUUUAGAAGUUGCUUCUCCUGCCACUGUUUCCAGAUGUGGUAUGAUUUACAUGGAGCCUCACAUAUUAGGCUGGAGACCACUGAUGUUGUCUUGGCUGAAUCUUUUACCUGAGUCAGUCAGUUCUAUUGAGAAGGAAUUUAUAACAGGCUUAUUUGACAGAAUGGUCCCUAUUUCUGUUGAAUUUAUUAGAAAGCAUACAAAGGAAUUAUCUCCUACUUCAGAUGCAAACUUGGUCAGAUCCUUAAUGAAUAUAAUAGACUGUUUUAUGGAUGAGUUUGCUGAUGAUACCAAGGCAAAAGAAAGAAAUGAUAGAGAAACUUACUCUUUGCUUGAGGGAAUUUUUCUGUUUUCAUUGAUCUGGUCUGUUGGAGCUUCUUGUUCAGAUGAUGAUCGGUUGAAAUUUAAUAAGAUUCUUCGAGAACUAAUGGAAGGUCCAAUUUCAGAGCUAACUCGAAAUAAGUUUAAAUUACUGAGUGGUACUGAACAAACAUCCUCAAAGGCACUAACUGUCCCAUUUCCUGAGAAGGGAACAAUUUAUGAUUAUCAAUUUAUCACUGAGGGAAUAGGGAGAUGGGAGUUAUGGGUAAAGAAAUUAGAAGAUGCUCCUCCAAUUCCUAAAGAUGUGAUGUUUAAUGAAAUCAUUGUACCGACUUUGGACACCAUUCGAUAUUCUGCAUUAAUGAAUUUGUUGACUACUCAUCAAAAGCCUUCAAUAUUUGUAGGACCAACAGGAACAGGAAAGAGUGUAUAUAUAAUUAAUUUUCUUUUAAAUCAUCUUAAUAAGGAAAUUUACAAACCUCUGAUAAUCAACUUCUCAGCUCAAACUACAGCAGCUCAAACUCAGAAUAUUAUCAUGUCAAAAUUGGACAAAAGAAGAAAGGGAGUUUUUGGUCCUCCUUUGGGCAAGAGAAUGAUUGUAUUUGUAGAUGAUGUCAAUAUGCCUGCUCGGGAGGUAUAUGGAGCUCAGCCUCCCAUUGAGUUACUUAGGCAAUGGUUAGACCACUGGAAUUGGUACGACCUAAAAGAUUGUUCUAUGAUUAAACUAGUGGACAUUCAGAUCAUGUGUGCUAUGGGACCUCCAGGUGGUGGCCGGAAUCCAGUAACUCCUCGAUUCAUGAGACAUUUCAAUAUCAUAACAAUCAAUGAGUUUAGUGAUAAAUCCAUGUUUGCAAUCUUCUCUAAAAUCUUAACCUGGCAUUUGAAAAUAUGUUACAAAUUUCCAGAUGAAUUUCUGGACUUGACUACACAAAUUGUAAAUGGCACAAUGACUCUGUAUAAGGAAGCAAUGAAGAAUCUCUUGCCUACUCCAGCUAAAUCUCACUACUUGUUCAACCUUCGUGAUUUCUCCCGUGUCAUUCAAGGUGUUUGUUUGUCAAGACCAGAAACAGCAGAAACCCAAGGAGUGAUUAAACGUCUUUGGGUUCAUGAGGUCCUUAGAGUAUACUAUGAUCGCCUGCUGGAUAAUGCAGACAGAAACUGGCUCAUCAACUACAUUCAAGAAAUUUUGAAAAAGUACAUGUAUGAAGAUUUUCAUGAGCUAUUUCAAAGUUUGGAUUUUGAUCAUGAUGGAGUGGUGCAAGAAGAUGACUUGAGAAGUUUAAUGUUUUGUGAUUUCCAUGAUCCCAAGAGGGAAGAUACCAACUAUCGAGAAAUUUCAGAUGUGGAUCAACUUCGAGUGAUAGUAGAAUCUCACCUGGAAGAAUACAACAAUUUGAGCAAGAAAACUAUGAAACUUGUCUUAUUCCGAUUUGCCAUAGAACACAUCAGCAGAAUUUCCAGGAUCUUGAAGCAGCCACGAAGCCAUGCUCUCCUGGUUGGAGUAGGAGGGAGCGGAAGGCAGUCUGUCACCAGAUUAGCUGCCCACAUGGCUGAUUAUUCACUUUUCCAGGUUGAAAUCUCCAAGAGCUAUGGUAACAAUGAGUGGCGUGAAGAUUUAAAAGUGAUCUUAAGGAAGUGUGCCGAAGGUGACAUGCAGGGGGUCUUCCUAUUUACAGACACUCAGAUUAAAAAAGAGUCAUUUCUAGAGGAUGUUAAUAAUAUGCUAAAUGCUGGGGAGGUUCCAAAUCUCUUCGCAUUAGAUGAGAAGCAAGAGAUAUGUGAAAAGAUGCGCCAGUUGGAUCGCCAACGGGAUAAAACCAAGCAAACUGAUGGAAGCCCCAUAGCUCUUUUCAACAUGUUUAUUGAUCGCUGCCGCAACCAACUGCAUGUGGUUCUUGCCAUGAGUCCUAUCGGAGAUGCAUUUCGAAAUCGUCUUAGAAAGUUCCCUGCUCUUGUUAACUGCUGUACCAUUGACUGGUUUCAGUCAUGGCCUGAAGAUGCAUUACAGGCAGUUGCCUCAAGAUUCUUGGAAGAAAUUGAAAUGUCAGAGGGAAUACGAGAUGGCUGUAUCAACAUGUGUAAAAGCUUCCACACUUCUACUAUAAAUUUAUCAAAAUCCUUCUACGAUGAACUUCAGAGAUACAAUUAUGUGACUCCCACUUCCUACCUCGAAUUAAUCUCCACCUUCAAGCUCUUGUUAGAAAAGAAAAGAAGUGAAGUAAUGAAAAUGAAAAGGAGGUACGAGGUGGGUUUGGAUAAACUGGACUCGGCUGCUGCUCAAGUAGCCACGAUGCAAUAUGAGUUGGAGGCAUUGCAACCGCAAUUGAGAGUUGCUAGCAAAGAAGUUGACGAGAUGAUGGUUAUCAUCGAAAGAGAGUCUGUAGAAGUCGCCAAAACUGAAAAAAUAGUGAAGGCUGAUGAAAUAAUAGCAAAUGAUCAAGCCAUGGCAGCUAAAGCCAUCAAAGAUGAGUGCGAUGCAGAUCUGGCGGGGGCCUUGCCAAUAUUGGAGUCAGCGCUGUCUGCCCUGGACACCCUUACUGCACAGGAUAUUACAGUGGUGAAAUCCAUGAAGAGUCCUCCUGCUGGUGUCAAGCUUGUUAUGGAAGCUAUCUGUAUUCUGAAAGGCAUCAAAGCUGACAAAAUCCCUGACCCAACAGGAUCAGGAAAAAAAAUUGAGGAUUUCUGGGGACCAGCUAAGAGACUUCUUGGGGACAUUAGGUUUCUACAAUCGCUUCAUGAAUAUGACAAGGACAAUAUUCCUCCAGCUUAUAUGAAUAUCAUAAGAAAAAGUUAUAUUCCAAAUCCAGACUUUGUUCCAGAGAAAAUUAGAAAUGCUUCCACAGCUGCAGAAGGUCUGUGCAAAUGGGUCAUAGCAAUGGAUUCAUAUGAUAAAGUGGCAAAAAUAGUCGCUCCCAAAAAGAUAAAACUGGCUUCAGCUGAAGGGGAGCUUAAAGUUGCCAUGGAUGGUCUUAGAAAGAAACAGGCAGCACUUCAGGAAGUUCAGGACAAGCUGGCCAAGCUUCAAGACACACUUGAGUUAAACAAACAAAAGAAGGCUGACUUGGAAAACCAGGUUGACUUAUGCAGCAAAAAACUAGAAAGAGCUGAACAGUUGAUUGGAGGCCUUGGAGGUGAGAAAACUCGAUGGAGCCAUACAGCACUGGAGCUGGGUCAGUUGUACAUCAACCUGACAGGUGAUAUCCUCAUUUCCUCAGGAGUUGUCGCUUACCUGGGGGCCUUUACAUCUAACUAUAGACAGAACCAAACCAAGGAGUGGACAGAUUUGUGCAAAGCAAGAGAUAUUCCCUGCUCAGAUGAGUAUUCUCUUAUGGGUACCCUGGGAGAAGCUGUGACAAUUCGAGCUUGGAAUAUUGCUGGACUACCUUCUGACUCAUUUUCUAUUGACAAUGGCAUCAUCAUAAUGAAUGCAAGAAGGUGGCCACUGAUGAUAGAUCCACAAGGUCAGGCUAAUAAAUGGAUCAAGAACAUGGAGAAAGCCAAUAGUCUUCACCUAAUUAAAUUAAAUGACCCUGACUAUGUCAGGACUCUGGAAAAUUGCAUCCAGUUUGGCACUCCUGUGAUGCUAGAAAAUGUUGGAGAAGAACUAGAUCCUGUCUUGGAACCUCUUCUACUAAAACAGACGUUUAAACAGGGAGGGAGUGUAUGUAUCCGGCUUGGGGAUGCUACAAUUGAAUAUGCUCCUGACUUCCGUUUCUAUAUUACUACCAAGUUAAGAAAUCCUCAUUAUCUUCCUGAAACAUCAGUAAAGGUAACAUUGUUAAACUUCAUGAUAACUCCAGGAGGAAUGCAGGAUCAGCUUCUGGGCAUUGUGGUGGCACGAGAAAGACCAGAUCUUGAAGAAGAAAAGCAAGCCUUGAUAUUGCAAGGAGCUGAAAACAAAAGGCAGUUAAAAAUAGAAGACAAGAUUUUAGAAGUUCUUUCAUCUUCAGAAGGCAAUAUAUUAGAAGAUGAAACUGCUAUUAAGAUAUUAUCUUCCUCCAAGGCUUUGGCUAACGAAAUUUCUCAAAAGCAGGAGGUAGCUGAAGAGACAGAGAAGAAGAUUGAUGCCACCCGCCUGGGCUACCGUCCCAUCGCGGUCCAUUCCUCCAUCCUGUUUUUUUCUAUUGCUGAUUUGGCCAACAUCGAGCCCAUGUACCAAUAUUCACUGACCUGGUUUAUUAACCUUUUCACCCUGUCUAUUGAAAAUUCAGAGAAAUCAGAGCACUUACCAAAAAGGCUACAGAUUCUCAAGGAUCACUUCACUUACUCACUGUAUGUUAAUGUCUGCCGGUCCCUCUUUGAAAAGGACAAGCUGCUCUUCUCCUUUUGUCUAACUGUGAAUCUACUGAUACAUAACAACGUGAUCAAUAAAGCCGAGUGGAGAUUUCUGCUAACUGGUGGCAUUGGACUGGAUAAUCCUCAUGCCAACCCUUGUACAUGGCUCCCUCAAAAGUCCUGGGAUGAGAUAUGUCGAUUAGAUGACUUGCCUUCUUUCAAAGCAAUUCGUAAAGAGUUUAUGCGCUUAAAGGAUGGAUGGAAAAGAGUAUAUGAUAGUUUGGAACCACACCAUGAGACUUUCCCUGAAGAGUGGGAAGAAAAAGCAAAUGAGUUUCAAAGGAUGCUGAUCAUCCGUUGCUUGAGGCCAGAUAAGAUUAUUCCAAUGUUGCAAGAAUUUAUAAUCAACAGAUUGGGACGUGCAUUCAUUGAGCCACCCCCCUUUGAUUUAUCCAAGGCAUUUGCAGAUAGUAACUGCUGUGCACCACUGAUUUUCGUGCUCUCUCCUGGAGCGGAUCCAAUGGCUGCUCUUCUCAAAUUUGCUGAUGAUCAGGGGUAUGGAGGGUCGAAACUUAGUUCUUUAUCUCUUGGUCAAGGCCAAGGGCCCAUUGCUAUGAAGAUGUUAGAAAAAGCUGUCAAGGAAGGAACUUGGGUUGUUCUUCAGAAUUGUCACCUUGCCACCUCUUGGAUGCCAACCCUUGAGAAAGUUUGUGAGGAGUUAAGCCCAGAAACAACCCAUCCUGAUUUCCGAAUUUGGUUGACAAGUUACCCAUCUCCAACUUUCCCUGUGUCAGUACUGCAGAAUGGAGUGAAGAUGACCAAUGAAGCUCCGAAAGGUUUACGGGCUAAUAUCAUUCGAUCAUACCUCAUGGACCCAAUCUCUGACCCCGAGUUCUUUGGCAGCUGCAGAAAGCCUGAAGAAUUCAAGAAAUUGCUUUAUGGCCUCUGUUUCUUUCAUGCUUUGGUACAAGAGAGACGGAAAUUUGGACCCCUGGGGUGGAAUAUUCCUUAUGAGUUCAAUGAGACUGAUCUCAGAAUCAGUGUACAGCAGCUCCACAUGUUCCUGAACCAGUAUGAGGAACUGCCUUAUGACGCCCUGCGGUAUAUGACAGGCGAAUGCAACUACGGAGGCAGGGUGACCGACGACUGGGACCGGCGCACCCUGCGCACUAUUCUGAAUAAAUUUUUCUGUACAGAAUUAGUUGAAAAUGCAGAAUAUAAAUUCGACUCAAGUGGCAUCUAUUUUGUCCCUCCUCCUGGUGAUCAUAAAAGCUACAUCGAAUACACAAAGACUCUGCCACUGACCCCAGCACCAGAAAUCUUUGGAAUGAAUGCCAAUGCAGAUAUCACUAAAGAUCAGUCAGAAACUCAACUGCUUUUCGAUAACAUUCUUCUUACACAGUCUCGUUCAGCAGGUGCUGGUGCAAAAUCAUCAGAUGAAGUAGUAAAUGAGGUUGCUGGUGACAUAUUGGGUAAACUUCCAAACAACUUUGAUGUUGAUUCAGCAAUGAGGAGAUACCCGACAACUUACACUCAAAGCAUGAACACUGUACUUGUCCAAGAGAUGGGUCGGUUCAAUAAGUUGCUGAAGACCAUAAGAGAAUCAUGCAUUAAUAUUCAAAAAGCAAUCAAGGGGCUGGUAGUGAUGUCUACAGAUCUUGAAGAAGUGGUUAGAAGCAUUUUGAAUGUCAAAAUUCCAGGAAUGUGGAUGGGUAAAUCCUACCCAAGCCUUAAACCACUUGGCAGCUAUGUGAAUGACUUCCUUGCAAGACUAAAAUUCUUGCAGCAAUGGUAUGAGGUUGGCCCUCCUCCAGUCUUCUGGCUUUCCGGCUUCUUCUUCACCCAAGCCUUUCUGACUGGAGCCCAGCAGAACUACGCCAGAAAAUACACUAUUCCCAUUGAUCUCCUAGGGUUUGACUAUGAAGUGAUGGAAGACAAAGACUACAAACAUGGUCCUGAAGAUGGUGUUUUCAUUCAUGGAUUAUUUCUGGAUGGAGCUUCCUGGAAUAGAAAAAUAAAGAAACUUGGAGAAUCACAUCCGAAAAUUCUUUAUGAUACAAUGCCUGUGAUGUGGCUAAAGCCCUGCAGGAGGUCAGACAUACCAAAACGACCAAGUUACCUUGCUCCAUUGUAUAAGACAAGUGAGCGGAGAGGAACACUAUCCACCACUGGCCAUUCUACAAACUUUGUAAUUGCCAUGAUUCUUCCCUCUGAACAACCCAAGGAGCACUGGAUUGGACGUGGUGUGGCACUGCUGUGUCAACUUAACUCAUAACCCAAAGAUGUCACUUUCUUGUUCCUAUUUGUUGUUAUUUAAAUAGAAAGUAUAUUUUACUCUGUUGAAACAAUUUUUUUAGUUUAAGUACAUUUGACUAACAUUUUUCAAAAGUAUGAAUUUGCUUAUGUGCAAAUGCAGUCUAAAUUUAAAACCUUUCAUACUUUAAGGAAAUAUUGUGAUGUAGGCACUAAAAAAAACACACCGGUA